This is a messenger RNA of Theobroma umbraticum, 1248 nucleotides long. RefSeq lists its product as uncharacterized. NCBI's taxonomy places the organism in Eukaryota, Viridiplantae, Streptophyta, Magnoliopsida, Malvales, Malvaceae. The record is from RefSeq and is a predicted model, not a curated record.
ACCGUGGUGGCAUAUUUAAGAAGCGAAAACGAAUAAUAACCAGGAAAACCAAGAGAGGAAGAACAAGAAGGCAAAUACAAAGAGUUCCUAACAGUGUUUUUGGUGUCAACUCAAUUCUCAAUAAUCAGUUUUCUUUUUCCCAUGAAGCGUAAGGAUAUCGAUGAUGAUUUCUCUUUCCUUCCACGCUCCACAAAAUCUAGGAGACUGUUAUGCUUACUUCAUCGCCCUCUCUUCUGGCAAAGACAAAUUUAUGAUUCCUCUGGGCUUUAUAUAUUGUAAAGGGUGGUGGUGACUUGCUAUCAAUCAUGGAGGAGGAUCCAAGUACUAGGGUUCCUCUGCGACUAGAACAUCAAGAGAGGCCCCUUGCAACCACUACCAACAAUACCCAAUCAAAUGCCUCCUUUGUUGAUACAAUGCCUUCAUCCCAAGUGAACGCCAUCCUGCUCUAUAAUUCGUCCAACACCCCGUUUCUAAAAUCUCCUACUUCAACAGACUUCUCCAUCGUCAUUGAUUCUGCCUUAUAUCCAGGUUUAAAGGAUCGUUUACUUUAUCCAGGAGAUUCAUGGGCAGUGAAAUCAAUGGAGGAUAAAGCAAUGGAUAAUGGAAGCAGCAGCGGACCAAAUGACCGCUUGGCUGUUGUUCCCUGGGUUGCACCUCAACUUGCAUUAGCCUCUGGAACAGAGACAGAAAUCACUGCCCCCUUGCAGCCAACGGAAGCAGAAGAUACGGACAGUGAAAUGAUGGAUGCAGAAGAGAGCGGUGUUAGUAACUUUGCAGGGAAAGGUUUUCGGGAUGGUGAAAUGGUGGAAGGAACUGAAGCAUUUCAGCUGCGGCAGCAGCAGCAGCAGCAGCAACAGCACUGUUUGAUGCCACAGUUCCCUCAGAACAUGAAUACUCCAGUUACUUGGUAACAAAUUGGUUGAGUUGCCUUAACGCUUGGAUUUGGUAAUCUUGAUUUGUCCUUCCAAAGGUAGUUGGUACAUAUAGAAUAGAAGACAUGGGCACUGAAUACCUCUGAACAGAUUUAGAUGAUAACACUAGUUUAUCAGAGAGAAACUUGUGUAGAAUUCUUGUAGGAUGAGUUUGUUCGAUCAACAUAAUUGCCUGUACCAGCAUUCAGCAGUAUGUUAUCUUGCUAAGGUUCUGGCGCGGGGAAAUGUUGAUUUCUAACAUUUAUUACUCAAUUCCCACAAAUGAUAUUUGAAAGCAACUUGAAACUUUGGGGACCCUGUCCCUGGUGGAGGUAAA